CUCUCUCUCCCCACGCACCCCCUUCUUGUCCAAAUCCAACUAGUGUCCUGUUCUCAUAUUAAUGGAUUAUGGACCACUAGAGAGCGGGGAGAAAUAGGAGGGAGGAGGAAAAGAAAGAGAAAAAUAGAUAGAUGGGAUUCUUGUCGUCAGCCCGUCUGCAGGGACCGAGCUCAACAGCGGCAAUCAACCCAUUCCCUCCUCCAUCUCAACGCAUCUCUACUUCCCACUUGAGCUUCCCCAAGAGCAGAGGCCAAACCGACCUCAGGCGUUCUUUCCAAUUCGCUCGGCAUCGGGGGAGAAGAAGACGAAGAGGGGCAGGAUCGAGCUCGGCGGUCUGUGUCCUGCCAUUGACUGAAGAGAAUGUUGAGAUGGUUCUGGAUCAGGUGAGGCCGAGCUUGAUGGCGGAUGGAGGGAAUGUGGCCCUGCAGGAGAUUGACGGCCUCGUCGUGGUGUUGAAGCUGCAAGGCGCGUGCGGGUCGUGCCCGAGCUCGACGAUGACUUUGAAGAUGGGCAUCGAGACGCGCCUCAUGGACAAGAUCCCAGAAAUUCAGGCGGUCGAGCAAAUCCUUGAUAGCGAGACCGGGCUCGAUCUCAAUGAGGAGAACGUAGAAAAGGUUCUUGCAGAGAUAAGACCUUACCUUUCGGGCACAGGAGGUGGUUUGCUGGAGCUUGUUCAGAUUGAUGGCUAUGCUGUGAAGGUUCGAUUGAGUGGACCUGCUGCUGGGGUUAUGACGGUCCGUGUAGCUCUGACGCAGAAGCUAAGAGAAAAAAUCCCUUCAAUCGCAGCUGUCCAGCUGACAGAGUAGUAAUCUUAAUUCCUAGUCCCAAAUGUCCUCAAGCAAUCUUGAUAUAUUGUAUCAUCACAAAGCAAUCAGCCAUUCAGUCAUCCCAGAAUUGAAGGUCUGAGUGUUAUCACUCAAUAGACUAACAUUCAGUAACUGGGAUUAUUCCCACUUUUACACUGUAUGAGAUAAUUUAACUUUCUUACAUUCAGCUCUA
Messenger RNA from Phoenix dactylifera (date palm), 999 nucleotides. RefSeq names its product nifU-like protein 3, chloroplastic. NCBI's taxonomy places the organism in Eukaryota, Viridiplantae, Streptophyta, Magnoliopsida, Arecales, Arecaceae. The record is from RefSeq and is a predicted model, not a curated record. Gene Ontology annotation, molecular function: iron ion binding; iron-sulfur cluster binding. Gene Ontology annotation, cellular component: mitochondrion; chloroplast stroma. Gene Ontology annotation, biological process: iron-sulfur cluster assembly.